AUGUGGAACUCACCAAAGGUGGGAAUUCUCGGCGGUGGUCAGCUGGGCCGCAUGCUCGUUGAGUCCGCCAACCGAUUGAACGUCCAGGCCAAUGUCCUGGACGCGGAGAAUGCCCCGGCCAAGCAGAUCAGUUUCCACGACGGCCAUGUGACCGGCUCCUUCAAGGAGCCCGAGGCGGUGCGCCAGCUGGCCAAGACCUGCGAUGUCUUGACUGCCGAAAUUGAGCACGUCGACACCUAUGCGCUCGAGGAGGUUGCGUCCGAAGUGCAGGUGGAGCCGAGUUGGCAGGCGAUUCGGACGAUCCAGAACAAAUUCAACCAGAAGGAACACCUGCGCAAAUAUGGAAUUCCCAUGGCCGACCACCGGGAAUUGGUGAAGAACACACCGGAGGAAUUGGCGGAGAUCGGCGAGCAGUUGGGCUUCCCGAUGAUGUUGAAGUCUAAGACGAUGGCAUAUGACGGGCGGGGGAACUACCGUGUCAACUCCAAGGCCGAUAUUCCUGGUGCUCUGGAGGCUCUGAAAGACCGGCCACUGUAUGCGGAGAAAUGGGCCUACUUCAAGAUGGAGCUGGCUGUCAUGGUUAUCAAGACUAAGGACGAUGUGCUGUCAUACCCAACCGUCGAGACGGUGCAGGAGGACUCAAUAUGCAAGCUUGUGUACGCACCGGCCCGAAACGUGCCCGACGCCAUCAACCAAAAGGCGCAAGCACUUGCACGUAAGGCUGUUGCCGCUUUCGAAGGCAAGGGCGCCUUCGGCGUGGAGAUGUUCCUCCUUGAAGACAACAGCGUCAUGCUUUGCGAGAUUGCCAGUCGCAUCCACAACUCCGGCCACUACACGAUCGAAGGGUGCGCGCUGUCCCAGUUUGACAGCCAUAUCCGGGCCAUUCUGGACCUCCCUAUUCCGGCCAAGAGUCUUGAAAUCCGCCAGCCAUCCAUUAUGCUGAAUAUCAUUGGCGGUGCAACACCCGACUCCCACCUGAAGGUUGCAGAGCACGCGCUCUCUAUACCCAACGCCAGUAUCCAUCUGUACAGCAAGGGAGCCUCCAAGCCAGGACGCAAAAUGGGCCAUGUGACCGUUACCGGUCCGACGAUGCACGAGGCGGAGACGAUGAUCCAACCGCUCAUCGACGUGGUUGAUGACAUCCGCGCCCAGCGGAGCGACGUCAAAACGCAACCCCAGAAGUCGGGACCUUCGAAGCCCGCGCCCUCGGUGGCCGUUAUCAUGGGCUCCGACAGUGACCUGAAGACGCUGGUGCCGGGUCUCAAGUUGCUCCGCGACUACUUCGGCGUGGAGCCUGCCGUCGAGAUCACCUCGGCCCACCGCACCCCGGACUACAUGGCCGAGUACUCGGCGCAGGCGGCAUCCCGCGGCAUCAAGGUCAUCAUCGCCGCGGCUGGUGGUGCCGCCCAUUUGCCUGGUAUGGCUGCCGCCCACACCGCUCUCCCCGUCAUCGGAGUCCCCGUCAAGGGCAGCUCGCUGGACGGCGUCGACAGUCUGUACAGCAUUGUGCAGAUGCCGCGUGGUGUCCCCGUCGCCACCGUCGGAAUCAACAACAGCAUCAACGCCGCCCUCCUCGCUGCGCGGGUCCUGGGAUCCUUCGACCCGGCCAUCCAGUGCAAGGUGGAGGCGUACGCCGAGGAUGCGCGCGCGGAAAACAUGGAGAAGAAGGGGGCAAAGCUGCGCGAGCUGGGCUGGGAGAAGUACUUUGAGCAGAUGUAA
Molecule: messenger RNA, 1719 nt
Organism: Penicillium alfredii
Lineage: Eukaryota; Fungi; Ascomycota; Eurotiomycetes; Eurotiales; Aspergillaceae
Product: phosphoribosylaminoimidazole carboxylase ADE2
Exons: 3
Coding region: 1-1719 (572 amino acids)
Biological process (GO): 'de novo' IMP biosynthetic process
Molecular function (GO): metal ion binding; ATP binding; phosphoribosylaminoimidazole carboxylase activity
Source: RefSeq, a predicted model, not a curated record